UUAACUUGUAUUGACAUGUAGAAUAAUUCAAUUUAAUAUUAUUGUAACGAAAGCAAAAUAGUGCUGCUGGUACCUCAUUGAAAAAUAGCAUCUUUCCACAAGCAUCUCUUCUUUAACAAUUCAUAAAAACUACGCUUUUGCAAUUUCAGUUUGAUGGUACGUAUUAUCACUUCUCAGUUGUGAUAUGUCUCCGUGUCUCAUUGUCGCAUUGGACGCUCUAGUGGUUACACGUAGUCGGUGAUGGCGACUAAUUAUCUGGACAACCCGGCGGUGGCCAACUUUGUCGAGUAUCUGAAGAUUCCGAGUGUCCAGCCUGAUGUCAAUUAUGAUGGUUGUGUUUCCUUCCUCAAAAAUCAGGCACAACAAAUCGGCCUGUCAUUUAAAGUAUACGAGGUGGUGCCAAAAAAGCCUAUAGUGGUGUUGACAUGGCCCGGCAAAGAACCAGGCCUUCCUACGAUACUAUUAAAUUCUCACAUGGAUGUCGUGCCUGUAUUUGAAAAAAGUUGGACUUACCCGCCAUUCAGUGGGCACAUCGACGACGAAGGGAAGAUCUUUGCCCGGGGCUCCCAAGACAUGAAAUGUGUCGGCAUACAGUAUCUGGAGGCGAUCAGGAAGCUGAAACAAGCUGGAGUUCAGCUGAAGAGGACAUUGCACAUCUCUUUUGUUCCUGACGAGGAGAUUGGAGGUCUUGAUGGUAUGAAGAAAUUCAUUCACACUAGCGAGUUCAAGGCCCUGAACAUCGGAUUCGCAUUGGACGAAGGAAUGGCGAACCCUGACGAAGAAUUCAUCAUCUUCAAUGGCGAGAGAAGCAUUUGGCAAAUACACGUACACUGCACCGGGCAACCAGGCCAUGGAUCACUUUUAAUUCCAAACACAGCUGGGGAAAAGUUAAGGUACAUAAUUGACAAAUUCAUGGAUUUGAGGGAAGAGCAAAAAAGGAUUUUGGAAAAUGAUCCCACACUGUACAUAGGUGACGUCACAACAAUCAACUUAACACAAAUAUACGGAGGUGUGCAAUCAAAUGUUGUUCCUGAAAAAUUGACAGCGGUUUUUGAUAUAAGGUUGGCUGUCACGGUCGAUCACACGGAGUUCGAAAAUCGGAUUAAAGCAUGGUGCAAAGACGCGGGCGAAGGUGUCACAUUCGAGUUCGAACAGAGAAAUCCAUACGUAGAGUGCACUAAAACGGACGCUUCAAAUCCUUUUUGGACAGCAUUUAAAGGGGCAACAGAUGAAAUGGGGCUGAAGUUAUCUCGGCGCAUAUUCCCGGGGGGCACGGACAGCCGCUACAUCCGCAGCCUGGGGCUGCCGGCCAUCGGCUUCUCCCCCAUGAACCACACGCCCGUGCUCCUCCACGACCACGAUGAGUUCCUCAAGGCUGACGUCUACCUCAGGGGCAUUGACAUCUACGUCAAACUCAUCGCGGCCGUUGCCAAUGUGUAAAGCCGAUCGGAAUGUACAUUGCGUAGUUUGAGUGGAAGCUUUUAUUUGCCGCAAUGAAAAAUCGGUAAUAUAUGCCGAAUCCGUCAAAGUUUGAACUGUUUGCUUUGUAUAUGCAUUGUAGUAUAGAACGGCAUACUCCACGCUCGUGUAUCUUAAGAUCAUUGACAUCUACAUCGACUCAUCGCGUUGCUAAGUGUUAUUAAUGCGGGUUACCUAGUAAGUGAUUA
Messenger RNA from Plodia interpunctella (Indianmeal moth), 1667 nucleotides. RefSeq names its product aminoacylase-1-like. The transcript has 10 exons. NCBI's taxonomy places the organism in Eukaryota, Metazoa, Arthropoda, Insecta, Lepidoptera, Pyralidae. The coding region runs from base 241 to 1440 and encodes 399 amino acids. Gene Ontology annotation, molecular function: aminoacylase activity. The record is from RefSeq and is a predicted model, not a curated record. Gene Ontology annotation, biological process: amino acid metabolic process. Gene Ontology annotation, cellular component: cytoplasm.